AUGCCGUCCGAGUUUGCAUUUCUAUUACUAUCAGAAAUAAGUAAAUAUUCUGUUAUUCCUUACCAUAUUGUGCAAUUAACUAACAAAACAAUAUUUUAUGGACAUAACGUAAAAGCAAGUAAUUACCUUAUAGCUUCAAGUGGUAUUAAAGAAUUAACACAACUAAUUAAUAUGCUGAAAAUGACACCACAAUGGAACUCAGGAUCAAAAUUUCUAGUGAUUCUCUUGCAGCAAUGGGAGAGUCAAGAACAAUUUGCAAAAAAUAUAAUUGAUAUGCUUCAUACUGUAGCAAUUUGGAAUCCUAUUAUUCUGAUACCAUCCACUAAAAAUGAAGCAACAUUUUUUACUUAUUCAAUGUAUCCAUUUAAAGCUACUAAAAACAAAACAAUACGCAUUAAUUCUUGUCAAAAUGGAAUAUUUUCUACAAGAACAUUUUAUAAAAACCAAUUACCGAAAGAUAUGAGUAAAAUAAUAGUAAAAGGUAUGUAUCACUAUGCUCCACCAUAUGUGAUCGAAGAUAAGUAUCAUCAACUGGUCAGAAAUAGCAAUCCUGGAAUAACAGUAAGUUUGGUGAAAUUAAUUAGCGAAAUAUUGAACAUUCAAAUUAUAUUAGCAUCAACCAAUUCCACACCAGGUGAAGUUUAUAGCAAUGGUACAGUUUUAAAAGAAUUUAAAAAAUUGAAAUCCAGAGACGUGCAUUUGCUGUUGGGAUCUUAUACUAUUAGUUAUCCAAAAAUGCUAUAUUUUGAUUGCAGUAUCCCAUUUAUCUAUGACAAAUAUGUUUGGUGCGUACCAAAUUACACUGUUUUAGCUUUAAAAUACGAUCAUCGUAUACCAAUUUAUUCGUUUUGUACUUUCUCCUUAAUUGUUUUGAUCAUCUGGUACGUAAAUAGACAAACAGUUCCUCGAAGAAGAUUUUAUAAAAGUUUGGCAGACAUAUUGCAGAACAGUUAUUCAAUAUUUUUAGGGAUGUCAGUCAGUCGUCUUCCAAAAUCCGGAAAAUUAAGAUACCUUUUUGCUUUGUUUAUAAUAUUUGCUUAUUAUUUACCAACAUUUUUUAUUUCUGUAAUGACUCAUAAAUAUAUGCAUAUUAAAACAGAACAGAAGUAUGGCAGCUUGAAAAAAAUCUACGAAAACAAUCUCACUACCUACUUUAUGACUAAUUCUUUUAAAUAUAUGAUAAAUGUUGAUGAAGUUCCUGAAGAUGUUAUUAAAAGUAGAAAGACUGAAUGUGAUGACUGGCUGAGAUGUAUCCAGGAUGUAACAUCAGGAGAUUCAGCGUUUUUUCUUAAAGGAAAUAUUGCAAAUCAUUUACUAGGCAGUUUGAAAGAAAACAAAACCAACAUUUAUUGUUUUACUUUCAUCGAUAAUAUAUCUAUCAUUUUAAUAAUAAAGAAAGGUUUUUUACUUACAAAUCAUUUUAAUCGUAUAAUUAAUAGAGUUUUAGAAAAUGGAUUCACGAAAAUAUAG
This is a messenger RNA of Psylliodes chrysocephalus, 1470 nucleotides long. The record is from the annotation of a GenBank genome assembly. Lineage: Eukaryota; Metazoa; Arthropoda; Insecta; Coleoptera; Chrysomelidae.